Molecule: messenger RNA, 579 nt
Organism: Arctia plantaginis
Lineage: Eukaryota; Metazoa; Arthropoda; Insecta; Lepidoptera; Erebidae
Source: the annotation of a GenBank genome assembly
AUGCGACGAGAAUUCAUAAUAGUAAUGUUGGGAAUCAUUUGUGUAUCGACUUUCUCGUCCUUGCUGUCAGGAUAUGCGCAAAUAGAGACGGAUAAAAUACUAUUAGACACUGUGGUUGGCGCUGUCGGAGCUGGAAAUUUUUCUUAUUGGCAAUUGGGACAUACUGGACCACUGCUUGUUGAAUUAACUUCAUUAACUGGAGAUGCUGAUCUUUAUGUAUCGGAUAGUGUGAGACCAAGCUAUGAGGCGGAUAAGAAUAAUUUCAGCUCUACCACCUGCGGACCUGAUAUGGUCAAUAUCCCACCAAGCUUCCCCAGGCCUGUUGGCAUUGGCGUGUUCGGCCACUGGUCACACUUGCUCUCGGAGUACAGCAUCCAGGUUUUCUUGGACACAUCAGCGAUGCAAUACGAGGAGAGCUUGGCUGCCAUGGAGAGAGGACAAAGAAUUGGAGAACAACACGAAUCAGACAAACGCACCAAGGAGCGUCCAGCAUCUCGCAAGGUGGACGAGGAGCCGAGGCCACGGUUCAUGAAGCUCCUGAAUAUCCUCGAUAUGAUAUUCGAGAUGUUUGUCAUUUAG